Molecule: messenger RNA, 1872 nt
Organism: Phymastichus coffea
Lineage: Eukaryota; Metazoa; Arthropoda; Insecta; Hymenoptera; Eulophidae
Product: glucose dehydrogenase [FAD, quinone]-like
Exons: 3
Coding region: 1-1872 (623 amino acids)
Molecular function (GO): flavin adenine dinucleotide binding; oxidoreductase activity, acting on CH-OH group of donors
Source: RefSeq, a predicted model, not a curated record
AUGCCCCAUCCAAUAUUUAGCUUUUAUGGAGAUUUGAAAACUAUCGUUCAGUCAAUAUGGAAUUUGAUCACAAUUAAAAUGGGCGGUUUGAAAUUCACUCAAGAUUUUAUAGAGUACCAAGAAAGAGAACUGCAGGAUGAGACGCCACCAAAUCUUCAAGAAUACGACUUUAUUGUAGUAGGUGCUGGUAGUGCUGGUGCAACCAUAGCAGCAAGGCUCAGUGAAAUCGAUGAAGUGACAGUGCUUCUAAUUGAAGCGGGAGGCCAUGAAAAUUUACUUGUAGAUGUACCUUUACUUGCUUUAUUUUUACAGUUUGAUGAGAAUAUUAAUUGGAAAUAUCUAACUGAGCCAUCAAACGAUUAUUGUUUAGCUUUCCAAAAUCAGCAAUGUAGAGUAGCCAAAGGAAGAGUUAUGGGCGGUUCUACUACUAUAAAUUUCAUGAUUGCUACCAGAGGUACAAAAAAUGAUUACGACGAAUGGGCAACAUUGACAGAAGAUCCAAGUUGGUCUUAUGAAGAAAUGUUGAAGUAUUUUAAGAAAUUGGAAAAUUUUAAUGUUACUUUGGCUGACGUUGAUUUUGCUUAUCACGGCACCAACGGGCCAGUUAAUAUAAUGAAUUCUCCAUACUUUACUCCGCUUGGCAAAGCUUUUGUCAAGGCAGGCGAAGAACUGGGAUUUCCACCUGUCGAUUAUAAUGGACGGAAACUAACUGGAUUUAGUUACAUGCAAACCAAUCAAAUUAAUGGCGAAAGAUUGAGUACUAAUAGGGCCUACUUACACCCAAUAAAAAAUCGAAAAAAUCUUGUUCUCAGUUUACUUAGCUAUGUCAACAAGAUACUGAUAGAUCCUGUUGAAAAAACUGCUUAUGGCGUCGAAUUUACGAAACAAGGAAAAAAGAUAAAAGUUAUUGCUAAGAAAGAGGUAAUAUUAUCUGCAGGUGCAGUUGCUACACCCCAACUUUUGAUGCUAUCUGGAGUAGGACCAGCUGAGCACUUAAGAAAUUUAGGUAUUGAUGUUUUAGUAGAUUCUCCAGUUGGAGAAAAUUUAAUGGACCAUGUUGCAUUUGGUGGUUUGACAUUUUUUGUCAACGAGUCCGUAGGAAUUGUUAUUCCUGAGUACUUAAAGCCUACAAACCCAAUGAUUUCUAAUUACUUGAAUGCACGUACAGGUGAUUUUGCAACGGCAGGUGGUGUUGAAGGUUUGGGAUAUAUUAAUGUGGACGAUCUUAGUCCUGAUAAUAUAAUCCCAAACAUUGAACUAAUGUUUGCGUCGGUCAGCGCAGUUUCUGACUACUUUGUACCCUUUUCUUUCGGAGUAGAUUCUUCCUUUUGGAAAAAAUAUUUCGCCGAUCAACUUUAUCGGCAUGCAUGGACUAUUUGGCCACUUUUAAUCAAACCUAAAAGCCGAGGAAAAAUACUCUUACGGAAUACCAAUCCAAGAGAACAUCCAAAAAUCAUUGCUAAUUAUUUAUCUAAUCCAGAUGACGUACGUGUUUCUAUUAAAGGUAUUCGUAUGGCAAUUAAUGUUAGCAAAACGGAAGCAAUGCAGCGAUAUGGUUCUGCAUUAUUUGAACGACCAAUGCCAGGCUGUGAACAUAAUGAACCAGAUUCAGAUGCUUAUUGGGAGUGCGCCUUGAGAUCGUUUACUAUCACUUUAUGGCAUCAAUCAGGUACUUGCAAAAUGGGCCGGGAAGAUGACGCUACUGCCGUUGUCAAUACCAAGCUUCAGGUUAAGGGAAUAAAACGACUAAGAGUAGCAGAUGCAUCUAUUAUGCCAAAUAUUGUUACUGCACAUACGAACAUCCCAACCAUUGCAAUUGCUGAAAAAUUUUCGGAUAUACUAAAAUCCAAUUGGGGCUUCAUUACUUUGUAA